Lutra lutra (Eurasian river otter) is the source of this 2343-nucleotide messenger RNA. RefSeq names its product activated leukocyte cell adhesion molecule (gene ALCAM). Gene Ontology annotation, cellular component: plasma membrane. The record is from RefSeq and is a predicted model, not a curated record. The coding region runs from base 564 to 2315 and encodes 583 amino acids. Gene Ontology annotation, biological process: cell adhesion. The transcript is spliced from 15 exons. Lineage: Eukaryota; Metazoa; Chordata; Mammalia; Carnivora; Mustelidae.
GGGGGAGAGAGGAGGAGAAAGGCAGCUUACACACGCCUUCCAGUCCCUCCACUCAGAGCAGCCCGAAGACCGCUGCCGCCGCCGCCGCGUUCGCUGCUACCGCUCUGCCACCUGAGGAGACCGCCUGGACUCGCCUCCCCUGUUGCCCUCGGCGAUUCCUUCCGAGCACCGGGCUUUUUACGCACACUGCCACUACCAUUAUUACUGUUAUCCCAAGAGAAGGAGAAUAACAGACCAGCCUAAAAGAACCACGUACACCUUUCCGAAAUACUCAAGUGUCUCCGGGGAAGAGAGGGUCGUCGGUGCCGGGAGGAGCAGCCCAGGGGCUAAGGACAGGUGCUGAAGGGGAGGGAGGAAGAGUUGGGGCACUGCGUGGUGGAAAGUUGCUCGCGGCGGAGAUCUGAAGGUCCGGCGCCCCACAGCCCAGGGGGGCGGUGUGUCUGGGAGAAGCCGCUGCCCCUGCGUUCGGACCUGCGAGCUCGCGGGCAGCGCGGGGCCGAGGACGACGCCCCCUCCUGCGGCGCGGACUCUGUCGGUGGCCCCUGAGGAGGAGGAGGAGGAAUAUGGAAUCGAAGGCGGGCCCCUCCUGCCGUCUAGUCUUCUGCCUCUUGAUCGCCGCCGCGGUUCUCAGGCCAGGCCUUGGAUGGUAUACUGUAAACUCAGCAUAUGGAGAUACCAUUAUCAUGCCUUGCCGACUCGAUGUACCUCAGAAUCUCAUGUUUGGCAAAUGGAAAUAUGAAAAGCCCGAUGGCUCCCCAGUAUUUAUUGCCUUCAGGUCCUCUACAAAGAAAAGUGUGCAGUACGACGAUGUACCAGAAUACAGAGACAGAUUGAGCCUCUCAGAAAACUACACUUUGUCUAUCAGUAAUGCAAGGAUCAGUGAUGAAAAGAGAUUUGUGUGCAUGCUAGUAACUGAGGACAACGUGUUUGAGGCACCUACAAUAGUCAAGGUGUUCAAGCAACCAUCCAAACCUGAAAUUGUAAGCCAAGCGCCUUUUCUUGAAACAGAGCAGCUAAAAAAGUUGGGAGACUGCAUUUCAAAAGACAGUUACCCAGAUGGCAACAUCACGUGGUAUAGGAAUGGAAAAGUGCUGCAACCCCUUGAAGGAGUGGUGGUCUUAAUUUUUAAAAAGCAAAUGGACCCGGUAACUCAGCUCUAUACCAUGACUUCAUCCCUGGAGUACAAGGCAACCAAGGCUGACAUACAGAUGCCAUUUACCUGCUCUGUGAUGUAUUAUGGACCAUCUGGUCAGAAAACACUUCAGUCUGAACAAGUAAUCUUUGAUAUUUACUAUCCUACUGAGCAAGUGACAAUACAAGUGUUGCCAUCAAAAAAUGCCAUCAAAGAAGGGGAUAACAUCACUCUUAAGUGUUUGGGAAAUGGUAACCCUCCUCCUGAGGAAUUUUUGUUUUACUUACCCGGACAGCCUGAAGGAAUAAGAAGCUCAAAUACUUACACGUUGACAGAUGUGAGGCGCAAUGCAACAGGAGACUACAGAUGCUCCCUGAUAGACAAAAAAAGCAUGAUUGCUUCAACAGCCGUCACCGUUCACUAUUUGGAUUUGUCCUUAAACCCAAGUGGGGAAGUGACCAAGCAGAUUGGCGAUGCCUUGCCUGUGUCAUGCACAAUAUCUGCUAGUAGGAAUGCAACUGUGGUGUGGAUGAAAGACAACAUCAGGCUUCGAUCAAGCCCAUCAUUUUCUAGUCUCCAUUAUCAGGAUGCUGGAAACUAUGUCUGUGAAACUGCUCUGCAAGAGGUGGAAGGCCUAAAGAAAAGAGAGUCGUUGACACUCAUAGUAGAAGGAAAACCUCAAAUCAAAAUGACAAAGAAAACUGAUCCCAGUGGACUGUCUAAAACAAUAAUCUGCCAUGUGGAAGGUUUUCCGAAGCCAGCUAUACAGUGGACAAUUACCGGCAGCGGAAGCGUCAUAAACCAAACAGAGGAAUCUCCUUAUAUCAAUGGCAGGUAUUAUAGUAAAAUUAUCAUUUCCCCUGAAGAGAAUGUUACAUUAACUUGCACAGCAGAAAACCAGCUGGAGAGAACAGUAAACUCCUUGAAUGUCUCUGCUAUAAGUAUUCCAGAGCACGAUGAGGCAGACGAGAUAAGUGAUGAAAACAGAGAAAAGGUGAAUGACCAGGCAAAACUAAUUGUGGGAAUCGUCGUUGGUCUCCUCCUCGCUGCCCUAGUCGCUGGUGUUGUCUAUUGGCUGUACAUGAAGAAAUCAAAGACUGCAUCAAAACACGUUAACAAGGACCUUGGUAAUAUGGAGGAAAACAAAAAGUUAGAAGAAAACAAUCACAAAACAGAAGCCUAAGAGAGAAACUGUUCUAAUUGUUGUCCAG